AUGCCGCCCAAGGCAACACCGCCCGAAUUCCCCGUACAGGCGUUUCCUACGUGUACAGAUUUCGAAACCUUUCUCGAGCGCGAACAUGCCACGGCUCCCGGCCUCUACGUGAAGCUCGCCAAAAAGAAUUCUGGCACACCCUCAAUAACGGCAGCGGAAGCCGUCGAAGUAGCGCUAUGUUAUGGCUGGAUAGAUGGUCGCGCCAACGCCUGCGAUGAGACCUGGUGGACGGUACGCUACACACCACGGAGAGCGAACAGUAUGUGGUCUCAGAAGAACGUCGGGACGGUGGCACGUCUUAUUGAGACCGGCCGAAUGCGUCCUGCUGGCCUGGCUGCCGUUGAUGCUGCGAAAGCAGACGGGCGAUGGGAUCGUGCGUACGCAGGGUCUGCUACGAUCGUAGUGCCUGAAGACCUCAAGAUUGCGCUUGCUCAGGUACCUGCUGCGGAAGCUCAAUGGGAAAGCAUGAACAAGGGCGAUCGAUACACAGCGCUGCUCAAGGUAGAGACAGGUACAAAGGCCGGAAGACCCAAAAGAAUAGAGAGCAUAGUUCAAGCGAUGGCAACAGGGAGACGCUCAAGUAGUAGUACUACUGCAGACAGGACAGCUCGGAAGGUUGCCAAGAGAGCUGAAAAGAACAGCGCGAACGCCGAACCCCACGUGCAAAAAGCAGCGCCUUCAUCCCUACGAUCAGGACUAGACGGUCUUUUUGGCAAAAACAUACAACAGCGGGGUGUCGUCUGGAACGAAGCCAUCCGUGCCUCCCAUCGAUGGGCGUCUACAUUUCCGAUGCCACCUGCGAGCUCAAUCACCUACCCUAUCGACUUUACCGACAGAGAGAAGUCUUUGUUGAACAGCUACGCAGCCGUAUUUUUGAACAAGAACAAACACUUUAGUAGCGCUGAUGCGACAAGAGCAGAACUGGACACGGCCUGUGAUUUGAUACUGAAAGAUUGGCCGAUGAAGAAGGGAAAAACUCCGCGUAUUGCCCGGGUAGUCUUUACUGAGGCAAAGAACAAUCUUCUUCGUGCGGAGAAGGCCAACCUUCAGGAAAACGAGGAGAGCGCAAUGGGAACUGCGAGCAAGAGAGCAAGACGUAAGAGACCGCUUGUGGAGUCUGAAGACGAGGACUAG
This is a messenger RNA of Alternaria metachromatica, 1134 nucleotides long. RefSeq lists its product as uncharacterized. The transcript is spliced from 2 exons. Lineage: Eukaryota; Fungi; Ascomycota; Dothideomycetes; Pleosporales; Pleosporaceae. The record is from RefSeq and is a predicted model, not a curated record. The coding region runs from base 1 to 1134 and encodes 377 amino acids.